CGAGAUUGGCAGUGGGAGAAGAAGGGGAAACGCCUUCUGUUACCAAAGAAAAGUUAGAAUUCAUGAGCAAAAGUCAAGAAUUCCACGCAGAGCCUGAGCCACAGACCACCCAACAUGCUAAACACCGAAAAGUGGAGAGAGUUGUGUUUACAAAAGGGAAGAACAACGCCCCUUGUCCCAAGGACGACGCAAAGAAGGUGGAGAAUAACGCGCCGCCAGACAUUCCGGCACAAGAUGACAUCGGACUCUUGCAGUUUGGCUUUCAAAGGAAGGAUGCUAACCCAGUUGUGGAUUUUCAUGUUAAGCACCAGUUUGCUGACAGUACUUGCCGAUUUUACUGCAGUAUCUAUUACGCGGAGCAAUUCAGAUCUCUGCGAAAGAGGAUCUUUCCUGACGGCGAGGAGAAGUACAUCCGUUCCCUGCAGCAUUCAGUUUCAUGGGGAGCACGUGGUGGAAAAUCCGGAUCUGCCUUUUUCAAGUCAUUCGAUGACCGGUUUGUCAUGAAGCAGAUGUCAAGACUGGAGUUGCAGUGUUUUCUGGAGUUUGCACCACACUACUUCUGCUACAUCAAUAAAGCUCUAGAUGAACAGCGACCGACCUUGUUGGCAAAGAUCCUGGGGAUAUACAGGAUUGGUUACAAGAACUCACAGACAGGUGCUACGAUGAGACAGGAUGUGCUUGUUAUGGAAAAUUUGUUUUACGACCGCAAAAUCGACAAGACUUUCGAUUUAAAAGGUUCCAUGAGAAGCCGGUACGUUCAGACUUCCGGGAUGAAGAACGAUGUAUUACUGGACGAGAACCUGCUUGAAAUGAUCCGUGAGUGCCCGAUAUUUAUCCGCCCGCAUUCCAAAGCCAUUCUCUCACGUGCUAUUCACAACGACACCGAGUUCCUUGCUCAGCAGAUGGUGAUGGAUUAUUCACUGUUGGUAGGCAUAGACGAAGCCCGGUCUGAACUGGUCACCGGAAUCAUAGAUUUUAUUCGAACAUUCACUUGGGAUAAGAAGUUGGAGAUGUACGUAAAAGCCAGCGGCAUUCUUGGAGGCCAAGGAAGAAUGCCUACAGUAGUGUCCCCGGAGUUGUACAGGACACGAUUCACUGAGGCCAUGCACAGAUACUUUCUUAUGGUCCCUGAUAAAUGGACAGGGCUUGGAAGUGACCUUGACUAAGGGGCCAUUGUAGACGUGUACCUCUCAUCAAAGCCUUGUUCAAAUACUUUAGUGGUGAUUUCAAAAUAAUGGACCGUGCUUGGAAGUGAACACGUUUAAGAUACCGCCAUGUUGUCCUCAUUUUACUUUGGUGCAUGAUUCACGGAAGCCUCCCAUAGGUGCUUUAUUAUGGUUCUUAGUUGAGAAAUAGUCCGGUUCUGAAUAAGGGACUUCUUUGCUGUUGCUCGAGAUGCUGGGAACUGAUUGGACGGCAUCCAUUUUACACAAAUCCCUCUUACAGUCGCUUCUAACUGUACCUGCAAUUGCUGGGAUACGUUCUGGGAUUAGAGGAUACAGCAGAUCAAGAUACGAACGCUUUUUGCCACAGACGAUCAUUCUUAGACAAAUAUACUUGCAUACUUCAGGGGAAGGGGGCUACAUGUUCCCUUAUUGACGGUGUUUGUAAUUGAAUCUAUAAUUUAUGUAACGAAAAGUUUGUAUAGAAUUUAAUGAAAUUGUAAAUUAUUUGUAGAAAUGAUGAAUGGAGAGGAAGAUUGACAUUUUCUUAUUAAAACAGAGAUAACGAAAAUGAUACGCGCAUAUUGAAAAAAAUGUUGAAACUGAUGGGGUAAUGUUUGUUAUUCUAGUGGUUUCUAUGUAUAUUUGGGCAGCCUUUAUUAAUUUUACUUUUUUUUUUCUUAAUGUGACAUUUUGUCAAUGUUAGACUUGUCAUCAGACAGGUGUGUUAAUAAAUUAAGAGAUAACGAAACACAAUUUUUAUGAUUAAAGAGCAGAAAGGGGUAUCUUAUUGAGCGGAAAUAAAAAAUGUUACUACCGCGUUUGGCGCAAAUUUAUAACUUGGAAUUUAGGAAAUGGAGCUGCUUAGUAAAAGCCCGUUUUAAUGCAGUGAAUCACACACCAC
Pocillopora verrucosa is the source of this 2067-nucleotide messenger RNA. Its product is annotated as 1-phosphatidylinositol 3-phosphate 5-kinase-like. Gene Ontology annotation, biological process: phosphatidylinositol phosphate biosynthetic process. Gene Ontology annotation, cellular component: endosome membrane. The record is from RefSeq and is a predicted model, not a curated record. NCBI's taxonomy places the organism in Eukaryota, Metazoa, Cnidaria, Anthozoa, Scleractinia, Pocilloporidae. Gene Ontology annotation, molecular function: 1-phosphatidylinositol-3-phosphate 5-kinase activity.